Messenger RNA from Mesocricetus auratus (golden hamster), 1553 nucleotides. RefSeq names its product tumor necrosis factor (gene Tnf). NCBI's taxonomy places the organism in Eukaryota, Metazoa, Chordata, Mammalia, Rodentia, Cricetidae. The record is from RefSeq and is a predicted model, not a curated record. The coding region runs from base 152 to 853 and encodes 233 amino acids. Gene Ontology annotation, biological process: extrinsic apoptotic signaling pathway via death domain receptors; tumor necrosis factor-mediated signaling pathway; positive regulation of transcription by RNA polymerase II. Gene Ontology annotation, cellular component: cell surface; membrane. The transcript has 4 exons. Gene Ontology annotation, molecular function: CD40 receptor binding; cytokine activity; tumor necrosis factor receptor binding.
GAGAGGACACCAGGGAACCAGCCCGGAGGGGGAACAGCGACUACAGAACACCCUGGAAAUAGCUCCCAGAAAAUCAAGCAGCCAGCCAGGCGGGUUCUGUCCCUCUCGUACACACCCGGCCCAAGGUUCCACAUCUCCUGGAAAGAACACCAUGAGCACAGAGAGCAUGAUCCGCGACGUGGAGCUGGCAGAGGAGGCGCUCCCCAAAAAGGCGUGGGGCCCCCAGAACUCCAGCCGGUGCCUAUGCCUCAGCCUCUUCUCCUUCCUGCUUGUGGCAGGGGCCACAAUCCUCUUCUGCCUGCUGAACUUCGGGGUGAUCGGCCCCCAAAGGGAAGAGAAGUUCCCCAACCCUAUCAUCGGCUCCAUGGCCCAGACACUCACACUCAGAUCAUCUUCUCAAAAUUCGAACGACAAGCCUGUGGCCCACGUUGUAGCAAACCACCAAGUGGAGGAGCAGCUGGAGUGGCUGAGCCAUCGUGCCAAUGCCCUCCUGGCCAACGGCAUGUCUCUCAAAGACAACCAGCUGGUGAUACCAGCAGACGGGCUGUACCUGGUUUACUCCCAGGUUCUCUUCAGGGGCCAAGGCUGCCCCAGCUACGUGCUCCUCACCCACACUGUCAGCCGCAUUGCUGUGUCCUACGAGGAUAACGUCAACCUCCUGUCCGCCAUCAAGAGCCCCUGCCCCAAGGAAACCCCUGAGGGGGAGGAGCUCAAGCCCUGGUACGAGCCCAUCUACCUGGGAGGGGUCUUCCAGCUGGAGAAAGGUGACCGACUCAGUGCCGAGGUCAACCUGCCUAAAUACUUAGACUUUGCAGAAUCCGGGCAGGUCUACUUUGGAGUCAUCGCUCUGUGAGGACGAUGGGCUGGCUGUCCAUCCAGUCUCUACCCAGCCCCCACUCUGACCCCCUUACUGUCUACUCUUCAGAGUCCAUCUCCCUCUAACUUAGAAGGGUCAGGCUCUGGGCUGACUCAGAAACACAAGCUGCCGGGAUAGUGGCCUGGGCUGUGAGGUCCUCACCAACCACCCACCGUCAAGGAUUCAAACGGUUUCCAGAAUUCCCUGGAGCCUCAAAUGUUGACUCCUGAGCUCUGCGAAGGCGGCCUGGGCUACCUCUGGCUGCUGGCAAAGAUCUCAGGCCUUCCUGUCUCCAGAUUUUGCGGACUCUUCAUUGCCCAGCCAACCUCACAGAGCCCCCCCUAUUUAUGAUUGCAUUUAUGGUUAUUUAUUUAUUAUUUAUUAUUUAUUUAUUUGCUGAUGAAUGUAUUUAUUGGGAAGGCCAGGGUGUCCUGGAGGACCCAGCGUUGGGAGCUGUCAUGAAGUUGACUUGUUUUCUGUGAAAACAGAGCUGAACUAUCAGCUAUUCCCACCUGGCCUCCUGGCCUCCUUUUUGCUUAUGUUUAAAACAAAAUAUUUAUCUAACCCAAUUGUCUUAAUAACACUGAUUUGGUGACCAGGCUGUCGCUACAUCACUGAACCUCUGCUCCCCACGGGAGUCGUGACUGUAAUCGCCCUACGGGUCAGUGUCAGAAAUAAAAAUUGCUUGAAAAAGAAA